AUGUCUUCAAGUCUAACUUGUGCCGGGAUGCUGUGGGCUACGCUGUCCCUGCUGUGUGCUGCAGCCUCCUGCACCGGCUUCUUCAUGCCCUACUGGUUACUGGGCUCCCAGCUCGACAAGCCGGUCAGUUUCGGCGUGUUCCGCCGCUGCACCUACCCGGUGCGCCAGGAAGGUCAGCUGCAGUCGGUGGUCAUGGUGGAGCAGUGCGGCAGAUACGCCUCUUUCCUGGGUAUCCCCAGCCUGGCCUGGAAGAUCUGCUCGGUGGUGACCGGGGUGGGAUGCGGUCUCCUCCUGCUGGUGGCGCUCACUGCGCUCAUGGGCUGCUGUGUUUCCGAGCUCAUCUCCAGGACAGUGGGCAGGGUGGCUGGAGGCAUUCAGUUCGUGGGAGGUCUACUGAUUGGCUCUGGUUGUGCCCUGUAUCCCCUGGGCUGGAAUAGUGAAGAGGUGCAGCAGACCUGCAACAAUCUCUCAGACCAGUUUGAGCUAGGUACUUGCCAGCUGGGAUGGGCCUAUUACUGUACUGGAGGAGGUGCUGCGGCUGCAAUGCUUCUCUGCACUUGGCUGGCUUGCUUUGCUGGCAAGAAACAGAAACAGUAUCCAUACUGAAACCCCAAAUAUGGACAAAGAAACAGCUCUGAGCAAGAGGGCUGUGGAGGAGGAAAACUGCAGGCAGAACACUUUAUGGAACUUGUCCAAUGUUUCUGUUCAGUUUCGCUGAUUGCUCCGAAUGAAAUUCAAAAUCUGAAAUGAGAAGAUUGCAAACUGAAUGUCAAUCCGAGUAAAAGACUCAAGGCCUGGGUUUUAUGAACCUUUUUCUUUCCUUUUUAAGUGCUUGUUGCUAGGAUACAUAGUGUCAAGGCCUUUCAAAUCAUUCAUGGGGAAGGAUAGUGCUGGACAAGUUCUCUUUUUUUUCAGACUGAAACUCACUCAUGUUAAAGCAGAGGUUCCCUGUAACUGUUAAUGAUGCUUCAGAACGAAUGGAGACCCUUGAGGAAGAUGUUUCUGUUUGUUUGGCUACAGACAUGUUUUCACUGAUCGAGAACUUCCUAGAAUGGCUCCAUAGGAAAGAGGAACUGAUUACAGAACAGCCGGUCACUUGUUUUUCUGGGAUCAGUGACUCUUGGGGCACCUCUCAAGCUCAUUUGUAAAGAAGUCAUGCCUUCUGUUCGCUUUCAAGCUGCUUGGAAGUUUCAGAGAACACACUCUGCUCAGGGGAGUCAAUCUGCAAGUUGGCAGAAAUAGUCACCAUUUUUUUGUUUCCUAACAAAAGAUUUAUGGUGAGCCUAUUAUUCUGCUCUGUACAUUGUAGAAUAAUUUGAAAGGAUGGCACUCCUUUCACAUUUUUUCACCUUUUUAGAUAAGGCUGUUCAAUGGACCAAUUUACUAGUAAAAGCCUUUUUUUACAUACAUGUACAUAACUAUAAAUAUUAUUAUCUAUCCAUAUGUACACAAAAAUGGGUACAAUUGUGUAAUUUGGUGACAUUGUUAAAAUUUAGUAAAUGUACUUAAUAGCAUUAUUUUAUGUUCUGUUCCAUAUUAUCAUGUCAAGGUAUAUUGUAUUCAACAUGUGUAUUCUUCAGUAUAUAGGUUUGUAUGGUACAAGUUUGUAUCAGUGUUUUGCUGUUACUGUAUACAAGUAACAGUCACUUUCUAUGCAGAUAUGUAACAAAUCCUGUAAACGGCAAAAAUACAGUAGUUUUGGGCAUGGAUUCUCCUCUUCAUGCCAGAGAAGGGUCAGUGCAGUAAUUCUAAACAAUAGUCUAAUUAUGUUGUAAAUCCAGCCCAAUCUCCUGGGCUAGGGGUCAUUAUGUCUGCAAGGUUGUCUCUAUGGCAGCAAGUGGGAAGAGAUCCCUGCACUCCACCAGUGCAAAUAAGGAGAAACUCUCUGGUUUUGCAAAGACAACACUGCUGCUGCACCAGCAGAACAGAAGACAUUUUUAACUCGUCACAAAGAUCGGAAUUAGGUUUCACUAUUCGGGCUCAAAACCCAACAAAGUUUUGGGUAUAUGGGAUAAUUGGAAGGAGGGAAAGACACCCAUUGAGGGGCUCUUUCUUGAUCAGUGGUAGGGAGGCAGUGAGAUGCUGACCCAGAGAUCACCACCACCCUCAAUAGAUGGUACUUCAGGGGACUGAAGUCAGGGUUCACGCGCCCUAUCAUUAUCAAAUGAGGAUAGUCAUCAUGAUGGGACAUGUGGGGGAAAAUCCAGGUGGGGGCAGCAAUCAGUAGUAGACUUCACUGCUUCAUUUUCCCACCAGUCUAACCACUUUCCAACCUGAUUUGAGGUGAAAGAUAAUCCAAGCCUUUUGUCUCUUUAUAAUUUCAAACACCAAAAAUUACAUUAUUCUUCACUGGUCAGAAGUCAUGACUGCAUCAAUACUCGACAAAGUGGGCAUGUGAUAGAACAUACAUGUCUUCACAGCAGAAUUUAUCUUGGAAUUAUGUCCACCAUAAGUUCCUUAAGACAAAACUCUACUCUGUAAUUAUAGCUCUGCUUUGAGAUCGCCAGCAUCUCAGUUCACAUGUGGGGCCUCAUCUCUCAUUUUUGACCUCAAUGCUGGAUUGCAGACUCAUCCUGUGAUAAAGAGCAGUUGGAAUUGUCAAAUAAAGUUUCUCCCUUGAAUUUACGAAAGAACUGAUAGAAAAACAUGACAGAAAGUGGCAUUCUUCCUUGCUGUUGAGUUUAUCUGCUUCUGUUUGGUGGAAUAAUUAUUUCUGAAAGGUUUGGUCUUAACACAUUGAUACACAAAUAACGUUCUGAGGCAGGGUCACCGGACCCAAAAUGUUAACUCUGUUUUUUCUCUCCACAGAUGCUGCCAGACCUGCUGAGCUUUUCCAGUAACUUCUGUUUUUGUUCCUGACAUAUACACCCAGUUUUCUGGGUCACCAGAUCUGUCAAACCCAAAUAGACCAUGGUAUAAAACAAACCCUAAAUGGAAGCAGGCUCUGAGUUUAAUUGACAGUUACUGUUGAGACACACAGUAGUUAAAUAUUUACUCACCAGGAACCAUCUGGCUCAUAGGUGUCUUGCCGCAGGCGGUUCAAAAUCAGGUUUGGACUAAAAAUAUAAAGUGAACUUCUUGUCAAGUAAAACUUCUUACGCACAUCAGAUCGGAAUUUUGGAUUCAAAAGUGAGAGAUUUUUGCUUGACAUUUACACCUUUGAAAAUAUUUGGGCCUGUGACUGAAAACCUGAAGUAUCCUAGCCCAAAUUAGAAAACUAACCAAAAGGCAAAAUGUGAACUGAGAUCACAAAUAAUUAGGUAGCUCUGUUGUAAUAUACAUUGAGCUGAACAAUCCAACAGCUUUGUAAAUUCCAAAUAGUUGAUGGGAAAAGUGGUAGAGUUAGAAUUUGAAAUGUAUUGUGACUGAAGGUGGUCACAAGAGUUGUUUUGUGAUCAUGUUUAAAAACAUGCCUUCAAAGCACAAUAUCAAAUAAUUGUAAAAUAUGUUCCCUAGAAAUUGUUUGUGUGAUUGUUGAGGUCUUUCUGAAAUCUUGGGUAUGUUCUCAAUCCCCGAGCAACAGCCUGGAAUAAGAGCGAGAUGAUUAAACAUUUAUAGGAAUACUUAAUAUAGAUGCUAAAUCUGUCAGUGCUCAAAAUGGUCCCAAUUCUCCAAAAUAGAUUAAUGAUUUAUAACAUUCUAAUAUCAUUAGUUGAAGGUACUUAAAUUUGUUUAUGUUAUGUUAUCCUCAAGAUAUCUCCCAUACCUCAAUUUGUGAUGCAGAUGAAAGCUUUAAUGUUAUAUUGAUUAUCAAGAGGUCACCAUGUCCCAUUUAGUUGACUGUAGCUAUAGAGUAAUUUUUUUUUAAAGUCUAAAGGCACUUCAGAUAUGGAAUAGAACUAAAUGCAGUAAUUGACAGAAUUUAGGUCAUCAUCAGAAAUUUGCUUUACAUGUAAUACAAAUACCUGAAAGCUUUAAAAUUAAAGAUUGAGGGUUUACAGGAGAGUGAGGUUCAUUUCAGCCAGAUUAUUUUAUUUAAAGUGGUUGGAGGAUUAGUUGCACUGAAAUUCUCUUCAACAAGCAUUUCAUUGAUUGGAACCAUCUCAUAAGGAUGUUGAACUAUGUGAGGGUGAAAUUUAACUUCUCUUAAUACAGAGGAAAGCCAGUGCAAUACGUAAUCUAUGAUUUUCCAAUUGGUUUCUCCCAAACUCCCCCCACAGCUUCACCAUUGCUUUCUGUCAUCCCACCCACAAGCUGUUGCUUACAAAAACAGCAGGUCCCAAAAUUAUCAGGAUGAAGUGAUGUACAAUGGUAGGAAGUUUUGGGAUGAAACGCUGAUGAACUGACUGAUGAACAAUGUAGGAAGUUUUGGGAUUGGAAUUCUUAACAGAAGCAUGCCCUCUCAUGCAUUGCCAAUCUCAGGCAUGCCAUAAGUAGAGUGAAGGCAAAAUUAUUUGCUUGGUCCACUUCUGAUUCAUUCCUGGUACCUCAAGAACGUCGUAGUCAGAGAAUGUGGAACAGUCUGUCUACUGUUUGACUUAACAUUUACCUUACACCUACUGAAUAGCUUGGUGUUAAGUUGAGAAGCAGAAUAAAGUAACUUCAACAAGAUGGUGUGCACCUCAAGGACCAACAGGGAUCAAUAUGAUCUUGCCCUCCAUUGUCCUCUAUUGGUCCAUUUAGAACCUGCCACAGGAUAAUUUUUUUUCUGCUGACUGAGCAAGAAUUGCUGUUCUUUUGUACUCUACAUAUACAUGCUACUAUUAUAUGCAUAUAUAAAGUAUAAUUCUAUUACGUACAAGUUUGUACAUUAUUAAGUAUUGCCACAAUAAGGCUACCGGCAUGCAGACUAUAACCUACUUCAUAUAAAACAAAGAUGUAUGCCAAGUGCUGCUGCUUCUGAGUACCACAAAUAUGUUACCAUAAGAUCAUCAUAUUUUGUAAGCUUUCCAAGCUACCAAUUCGGGGAACACUAAAGCUGAGAGCAAUUCUGAACUUAAUGUUAUGUUUGUCUGCACUUGUUACUCAAUGCUGCAAUCCAAAUCUGUAUUUCUUUCCAAUAUAUUGUUUGCAAUUUUUAAUACUUUGCAACACGUCAGUGCAACUGUUAAAUAACUGAUUUGCAAAAAAACACCAUGUACUUUUGCU
Molecule: messenger RNA, 5088 nt
Organism: Rhincodon typus (whale shark)
Lineage: Eukaryota; Metazoa; Chordata; Chondrichthyes; Orectolobiformes; Rhincodontidae
Gene: lhfpl6
Product: LHFPL tetraspan subfamily member 6
Exons: 3
Coding region: 1-606 (201 amino acids)
Cellular component (GO): membrane
Source: RefSeq, a predicted model, not a curated record